Molecule: messenger RNA, 1211 nt
Organism: Microbotryum saponariae
Lineage: Eukaryota; Fungi; Basidiomycota; Microbotryomycetes; Microbotryales; Microbotryaceae
Source: the annotation of a GenBank genome assembly
AUGGCACCUGACACUGAUCGUUGUAAGCCCCUCUUUGGUACCCCCGCCUCCACAGCGAAGCUCUUUGUUUACUUCUCCUAGUUGAAUGACUGACACGGUGGCGGAGAAGCUAGCGCCUUGCUCACGUUCAUCACUGUUACCGCUACGAUGAGGCUGAUCAAAACUGCAUCGUUGGUCACUUGACCGACCACGCCUCCUGUGUUUUCCCUAACCCUGGCAGUGCAACGUCGAGCACUGAGAGCGAUCACGGAAGCGGACUUCAAGGGGGCAAAAGGUAUCUCCUUUACCAACUUCUUGAUGGUAAAUGGAGUUCGCCAUCUUCAUUAUCUUUACUUCCGAGUAAGUCGCAUCUCGAUUCUUGUCGAUGUUGAUGUCGCUGCCUCCACUCAUAAUUCCGGGCUACAGGGCGUGGUCAGAAACGAGAUGGCUCGAGGGGGCAUCGAGCUUGAGGCUGCUCCCCUCUUUCUGUAUGGGCGCGGUUCUUGCAACCCUGAUUGGGUUCCUCUGCCGCCUGACACCGACGAGCUCGAGGACGUGACGGAAAAGUUUGAUUUACCCCUGACUGUUCAAACGAUCACGGCGCACAAGUCUUUGAUUCUAACGACAUGGAGGGCGAUACCGAUGGACACUCGCGCAGCCGUAAGAGCUGCUGUAAGGCUACAUUAUGUAGUGGCUUGGCAUUGUACGGCUUGCACAUUCGCUGACACUGUGUCUUCGACAUGUCCUGCCAUUGCUCACAGGUUGCCAAGCUCUGCCCCUUCAUUGAAAGAAGGUUUGCCAAGGGUUGGCCCAUUAAGCAUGCCAUGGUGGCAACCCUGAGUAACGCGCGCAAAACAUGGGAAUCGCGUCACCUCCAGGAGCUUGCGUCUAUGAUGCAUGUCACAUCCCUGCCUCUUCUAGCGCGACUGGUCCGUACAAAGCGACAGGUGCGCACUGCUACGUGAUCCAAUCAAAUAUGGUGUAUAUAUGGACUAACUUGUAAUUACGGUAACAUCAGGAAGCAGCAAUGAGGGCACAGGUUAGUAGGAUAUACUCACGGGAGCUAGACUGCGUCGAAUAUUGAAUUUGGCUCUUAUAUUCUUUAGGAAGAGUUUGGUGGACCUGGUCUCGACUCGAGCGAUUCAGGGGCGGAAUCCGAGGAUGAUGACGAUGAGGAGCCUCUGGACCAAGCCACUCGCGCCGCGCUUCAAGACGAGAUGAUGUACGACUAA